AGAGAAAGAGGGAGAGCUUCUGGGAAGAAAUGUCUCUCCCUGACUCUGUCGCCUCGACAACCAGCUGAGAAAGGAGGGGAGGGAGGACCAGAAAGGGACGGAAGGGACUGUGGAGCAUAAAAGAAGAGGAAAAACAACAUGAGCUGCUGAAAACAGAAGAUUCCUGCAGAGUGAGGAAGGAAAAGGGAUUUUUGUUGCACGGAGCAGAUGAAACCUCAGAGCACAAGUUCAGAACAAUCAAAGUGGACCAGGCAGGCCUGUGCAGGCUCCACCUGUGAUUCUUGCUCCGUCAGCCUCAGGUGCCAGCAUGGAUGUGGAGGAUGAGGCGCUGCUGUUUCAGACCAGCUGGGGUGGUGAGGAGGAGGAAGAGGAGGAAGAAGAAGAAGAGGACGAGGAUGGAAUGACACAUGCUGCUGGUCAGAGAUGUUUAUGUGGGGUGUGGAGGGCAGUGGGGUGGGUUUACACACAGCCCUGGGCUAGUGGAGUGGUUUUAGGGGUGGCCUUCCUGCUGCCAUGUGCCCUGUUUGCCUACAUGCUGCUCUACUGCCCUCCUCUGGACAUAGACCUCUCCUACAGUGCCUUCGAGGUUCACAGCCACUUCUCAGCAGAGCGCUUUGAUGCCCUCACCAUUGCUGUAAAGACUCAGGUGGGGUCCUGGGACAGACAGAGGCGUGACACAGAAAACACGGAGGCUGAGGCGCUGCAGGAGCUUCUGCUGGAGAAGCUGGGGACAAAGAGCGUCGUCUUCUCUCAGCUGAACAGCACUUUACAGGCAGAAGAUGAUCAAAAGAGAGGAGCGGCGGAGAGGGAUGCGAGGACAGAAUCUGAUGUGAGUCAGAGGGAGAUGAGGAUGGACAGGAGCUCAAAUCCCAGACCAAAGGAGGAGAGAUUACAUGUCAGCAAUUCCUCCUCCUCUCUGAUGAGGAGGCGCAGGUUUGCUUCCAACUACUAUAUGCAGAGCCAAGCUCUGUGGAGGAUCGAGCUGGUGUUUGUGGCUCAGGGGCAAGGUGAUCGCAACAUCUUCACUCCAGAGCGCCUGCAGACAGUUCACCGUGUGGAGCGCCUGCUCAUGCAGCACCCGCAGUUUCAUCAGUUCUGCUGGAAGCCAAUGGAAAUAUUACGGGACCUGCCAUUGGGACCGUCUUACUGCUCCCCACCCAGCUCUCUUCUGUCUUACCUCUACCCCACUGAAAGAGGGGGAAAGAUCUACUAUGAUGGAAUGGGGCCAGACCUGGCUGAUAUUCAGGGCUCUUUAAGUCUGGCCAUAACCCACCCACAGUUCUACUGGUACGUGGAUGAAAGUCUGUCUCCAGAGCGUCUGUCCUCCUCGCUCCUACGCAGCGAGAUCCACUUCGGCGCUCCUCUGCCGUCCUACUACUCCCUGCAGGACCGAGCAGAUGAGCAGAGAGCUCACUUUAAAAACUUUGUGGUUCAGUAUGCAGACAUGCUGGCCAAGCAAUCCACCAGUCAGGUGAAGGUGCUGUAUGGAGGGACAGAGCUGUUUGAUGAUGAAGUCAGACACACCUUCUACAACGACAUGAUGCUGGCUGUCUUCAGCGGAGCCUGCAUCACUCUGCUCGUCUACAUCCUGACCUCUUUUUCUGUCUUUUUGACUUUCUUCGGUCUUGCUGGCAUCGGCCUGAGCUGUCUGAUGGCUCUGUUUUUGUACCACGUUGUCUUUGGGGUGAGGUACCUCGGCAUUCUCAACGGAGUUGCGGCAUUUGUUAUCAUUGGAAUCGGUGUGGAUGAUGUGUUCGUGUUCAUCAGCACCUUCAGACAAGCCUCUCACCUGCGGCAGCCUCAGGAGCGAAUGAUCUACACGAUAAAAACAGCCGGCAGGGCGACAUUCCUCACCUCCUUCACAACGGCAGCUGCCUAUGCUGCCAACACCUUCUCCCAGAUCCCAGCCGUGCAUGACUUUGGCCUGUUCAUGGCCCUCAUUGUCAGCUGCUCCUGGCUUUGGGUGUCUGUCCUGAUGCCAGCAGCUCUGUGUAUCUGGACUCAGCACGUGGAGCCUCACGAACACGCCUGGCUGAACUGCGUGAAGUUGUUUUUGGGCCUGUCCUCGAGCUACAGUCCUUUGUCAGAUGAGGAUGAUGAUGUGGCACUUCUGUCGGUGGAGAUGGAGCCAGGCUCUUGUGACACAGAUGGAGACACAGGCAUUCUGUCCCUGUCGGUGGACACGUCUUUGUCUCCUCCAGGGCUGCAGCAGAUGGGCGUGGUCAGCACAAAACUUCAGAGGGCCCUGAAUCACUUAGUGGCUGAGCCAGCAGUGAAGCAACGGAAAGCUGUUCUUGGUGUGUUUUUGCUGGUUCUGCUCUUAUCUGCGGGCUGCUGUUGUCUCCUGCGGCCCGCCACCCACGCCCCACUUCUCUUCCGACCAGACACUAACCUUCAGACUCUGCUGGCGCUGCGCAGCAACCUCAGCGGACAGGGAAUCUCCUGCCCCAUGUGCUCAGGCGUGUUCAUGGAAAAACCCCACCUGUUGUUCGGCCACUCUUCCUCAUCAGGUUUUAGGUUUUCUACACAUCAGCACAGCCCAAGCACGACAAGCUCAACCUUUUCUAAGAAAAUGCUAAAAGUAAACCCUAACACCAACCAGACAGUCAGCAGCCCCUUGCUGACAGUGUACAUAUCAAAGCUCCACCAAGGAGGAUCCACAACAAUUUACCGUUUCUCGCUCAACACCAGCGUCCCAUCGCCUUGGAAAAUGUGCAGCCCAGAGCACGAGGAGGUGUCAUCGUUCCAGGCUUUUAGUCAGCCCUACAACAAUUACAGCCGCAGAAUGACCGUGUGUGUUUCCCGUGUGUACCGACCGUACCCCAGCUGGAUGAUCACAUUUGGCUCAUGUGAACUUCACCAUGGCUGGAAUCCAGAGUUUUCUUUUUAUGUAGCAGUGUCUCCUCAACAGAACAGCAGGAGGUUGUACUUUGCUCAGUGCCACCUGAGACCUCAUCCCAGUAAAGUGUGUGUCAAAACGCCUGGCUGUGGCUUCGGUUCGGAGCCUGCUGGACCUUCGCAGGGAAACUUUUACAUCCCUUUUCCUAGCAAUCCCUCAGCUGCUGCCAAAACAAAAGCAUCCAAAACGUCUGGCUUCAACCCGUGCAGCGGCGGCGUAUGUGGCCGGCCAGCUGUGCGCCCUCUGGUCGACACUGGGGCCAUGGUUUUUCUUGUGUUUGGGAUCCUGGGAGUCAACCGAACUGCAAACAAGGAAAACCAUGUGAUUGGAGAUAUGGGCAGCAUCAUACUGGAUCCAGACUUUGAUGUGUUCAAAGAAAUGGGGAAUCUCUGCAAAAUCUGCAAAGCUGUUGGAGCAAACAGAAAACUUGUGAAGCCAGGAGGCGCUCAGUGCUUGCCUUCAGGCAACAAGUUGUCCUCGGUUUUGCCUCUGCUUCAUCCUGAGUGCCACUCUCUGCCAGAACCCAACCUGCUCCCCGGGCAGCUCUCCCAUGGAGCGGUGGGAAUGCACGGUGGGAAGGUCCGCUGGCUCUCCAUGGCCUUUGAAUCUACUACAUACAAGGGGAAGUCCUCCUUUCAGACCUACACUGAUUUCCUUCAGUGGGAGAACUUCAUCCAGGAGCAACUCGCCAGCCUUCCGCAGUCUUCUACUCUCCGGCGAGGUUUCCAGACCUGUGAGCACUGGAAGCAGAUCUUCAUGGAAAUCAUAGGAGUGGAGAGUGCCCUCUGGAGUCUCCUCCUUUCUCUGGCCAUCUGUGUGGCAGCUGUGUCUGUGUUCACUGCACAUCCUCUGCUGCUGCUGCCGGUGCUCAUAACUAUAAUAGGAGUGAUCUGUCUGGUUGUGGCUGUCAUGUAUUGGCUGGGAUGGGAGAUGGGAGCAGUGGAGGCGAUUUCUCUGUCGAUACUCGUUGGAUCUUCAGUGGAUUACUGUCUGCACCUGGUGGAGGGCUACCUGCUGGCUGGGAUGAUCGUUACCUCUUCGCCUGAUCAAAACUAUGAGCCUUCUGCAAAGAGGCAGCGGCGAACUCUGGAGGCAGUGAACCAUGUGGGCGUUGCCAUCGUGUCCAGCGCCAUCACCACAGUGAUCUCCACUGUCCCUCUCUUCUUCUGUGUCAUUGUGCCUUUCGCCAAGUUCGGUCAGAUCGUGGCCAUCAACACAGCUGUCUCCAUCUUGUUCACCCUGUCCGUGACCUCGGCCCUCCUGGCCUGCAUGGCCCCUCCUCGCUUUGACAGACACCCCGGCGCUGUGCUGAAGGCCAGCCUGGCUGUGAUGGCAGCUGCAGCCAUGGGAGGGGCUCUGUGUUGGGUGGGGCGACAGCUGGGUCUGCUGGCCUGGCGAUCAGUCAGCACGUGAACCCUUCUGUCCAUCCAGUGAUGUCGGACACAAUAUUUGUGUUUUUUUCUUAGUUCUAAGGAAGAAUAUCAGAUCAGGAAGUGAUCUUUAUAGCACAAAGAUGACCAAAUCAUCUCAAUAAAUAAAAACUGUCCUUUUCAGAGUACAUUUUUUUCACUUUUACCUACCAGUGGUUUCAGAGUGAGGCGCCAAUCCUCACCUGCUGGAUUUUUU
Nematolebias whitei (Rio pearlfish) is the source of this 4525-nucleotide messenger RNA. RefSeq names its product dispatched RND transporter family member 3 (gene disp3). Bases 308 to 4312 code for a protein of 1334 amino acids. The transcript has 23 exons. Lineage: Eukaryota; Metazoa; Chordata; Actinopteri; Cyprinodontiformes; Rivulidae. Gene Ontology annotation, cellular component: membrane. The record is from RefSeq and is a predicted model, not a curated record.